UCAGGUCUUUUUGCUUUUCAUUUUGAGACAGGGUCUCACUACAUUGCCAUAGCUGGCCUUGAACUUGCAAUCCUCCUGCCUCAGCCCCUGGAGAAGCUAGGAUUACAGGCACCUGUCACCGUGCUUGGCAUCACGUUUCUUGAGUGCCUUUUGUGGUUCAUCCAGCAACAGUGUUUGGGGCUGCACAAGAUAAAGCCUGUCUGUGUCCUCAAGAAGCGCCAAGUCUAUCCUCAUAUUUAACAUAGGUCCCAUUUGGUGAGGAAGGUAGUCAGGGUGUAAAAUCAUAGGGCUGGCCCAGCCUGGGGCACCUGGGACACUGAUCUGACACCCACCUACAGUGCAUGCAAUAGCUUGGUCUUGCCCAAAGAAGGAUCAGGUGGUUCCUGGGCAGUUGGAGCAGGGGCUGGACUCUGCGGCCAACUCCUUGGUGCCUACAGCCAUCCUCUUGUCUUCUUUGAGCCUUGGUUCCCUCAUCUGGAAACAGUGUGCUUCCUGUGACUUGUCUGUCUGCGAGUGGCAGGCAUAUGUGCAGGGUAGAGCCGACGGAGUUCUAUACCAGAUAGUAUGGAAUGUGGGGGCCUGAAAUGCUGUAAGAGCAAGUCACUGUCCAGCUUCUGUUGCACGCUGACUUGCCAACAACCAUUUGAGUUGUAAUAUCCUAGGUCUACAAAGAGGGAAACUGGAAUUUGGAGAGAGUUAGGGCCCCAUACCACACAGAUAAUCAGAUGUUGGUGCGGGACUUGAAUCCACAUCCUUAGCUGACUUUGGAUUACACUGUGGACUACUGUUGGGUAUUUUCUUGUUGCCCUUGUCCCAUGUGCCUCUUCCUUCAGGCAGGGUCCUGGGCUGCUCUGUCUGAUGCAUCCUUUAUCCUCAGAAAGCCAUCUGUGUCUUGGAGAUGGAAAAUGGCUACUGGUGGUGCAGGAGGAAGAAGCAACGGUCAGGGGUUCUCCUGACAGUGGGCACUAGGCCAGACGGAAGGCCUGACGAGCGCUGGUGCUUCAGGGUGGAGGAAGUAAACUGGGCUGCAUGGGAGCAGAUGCUGCCCACAGUGUGUGAGGACCCCACAGGGGAAGGCAUUCCUGGCAAGGUCUUCUAUGUAGUCCAGGCUGGCCUCCAACUUGCAACAAUCCUCCUGCUUCAGCCUCCCAAGUGCUGGGAUGACAGGCACCAUGAAGAAUCCUGGACUGACCACUCAACCCGAGGAAGAGCCUUUCUCACAGGAAGCCCACCUGCCCCUCCAGGUGCUCCAGUCCCAUUGAUGGUCAGACACAGCAGGAAUCUUUCCAGCCACACCUGCUAGUUCUGAGGCGCUUGUAUUUUGGUGGAAAUAUAAAUAUUUGUUUCACAACUAA
Molecule: messenger RNA, 1355 nt
Organism: Heterocephalus glaber (naked mole-rat)
Lineage: Eukaryota; Metazoa; Chordata; Mammalia; Rodentia; Bathyergidae
Source: RefSeq, a predicted model, not a curated record